Molecule: messenger RNA, 914 nt
Organism: Bombyx mandarina (wild silkworm)
Lineage: Eukaryota; Metazoa; Arthropoda; Insecta; Lepidoptera; Bombycidae
Source: RefSeq, a predicted model, not a curated record
CGUGAGUCGAAGCACGUCAGCGCACGCGUCCGAAGAAAGUCCUCGACCGGAACACUCAUGGCUUUCUAUCGACCGAGACAGCGAAUUCCGUAACGUGUUAUAAAAAAAAAAAAAAAACAAGUCACUGAUAGAAAAGUGACCGGUGCUUUUGAUACGAAAAAAAAAAAAACAAAUUUGGCGUUUCGCGUGUCUAAACGUCAAAAGUUUGAAUUUGGAACCGUGUGAACAUUUCGUGAUCGUGGUUUUACUCGCAUUUAUUGUGGUUUUAGUGUUUUGAUAGAUUCGAUCUUCGCUAUCUGGAUUAUCACGAUGGAUCCAAGGAACCAAAAGCCGAGAGCGCGAUCGCACGUCGCAAAAUGGGACAAGAGCAAUCUUACGUACACGCCAACGGUCCAGUGAGACGUUACAAGAACAAAUACGAAGAUCCUGUGCAAUACAGGAACUCUAUCGACUGCAGGAAAAGCGAAUACGAGAGCAAGGAAUACGAAUACAUACGACAGAAAGCGAGACGGAGCGCCGACAGUUUCAAGAGCGACCACUCCACCGAGAGCAGUGGAUACCGGAGCGGAUCCAGCGCCUGCGAGUGCCGAUCCGAAGUCUCAUCGAAAAGCGGAUACUACGGCACGUCUCUGUACAAAAACGAUCACUACAAAGACGCGAACAAAGACAUUUACAAACCGGUGAAGCUACCAAAAGAGAAACGCUACAGGAAUCAACUUAUCCAACUGCAGAAGGACGAAUUGAAAAGCGCCCGACUAAUGAGUUAUCUGGACGAAAGCGAUAAAGGACAGUUUAAAACUGGGUCAUCGAAAAAGUCCGGCAUAAGGAAUUAUACUCCAAAGAUACUCUCGGAAGAGGAACAAAAGGGCAAAUUGGAUUGGAGUUAGAGUAGAUAGUUCGUAGUUGUAUAUAGU